CGUCCCCCUCCCCCCUCCGCCAAGAGAUCCUCCUCCGGGGGGCUCGACCCGACACGACACCUACCACCGGCCAAACCCCAAUCCAUCCUUCUCGAAGCUUCUAGAUCCUCCCCCCUCCGCCACCAUGGCCACGCCCCUCCCCCUCCUCCUCCUCCUGCUCCUCGCGCCGCUCCUCCCCUCCCCCGCCCCGGCCCGCGCCGCCUCGCUCUCCCCGCUCCCGGCCACCUCCAACGCCUCGGCGCACGCCUACGCCUUCGCGGGCCGCGAGCCGGUGCCCGCCCCGGAUCCCACCUUCUUCGACGACGUCGUCGACGCCGUCGCCGACAAGUACGGCUGGGACCCCGACGCCGAGGUCCGGGUCUGGCCGCUCGACGCCGGGGGCGCGCUCGUCGGCGCCGUGCAGCGCUACGAGUUCCGCGCCCGCGCGGGGGGCGCCGCGGCCGCGCUGGCGCGGGCCUCCGACGGCUUCGUCGACUGGAGCCACCCCGAGGCGCCCGCCGUGGAGGAGGUGCUCGGGCCCGACGGCGUCGACUUCGUCGCCGGCGACGGCGCCCUGGCGUUCGGCUCCGGCGUCAGGGACCUCGACCUCGUCGGGCCGCUCGAGGUGUUCGUCUCCGAUGGCGCUGGCGGGGGCCUCGCGGAGCUCCAGUUGCCGUCGUUGAAUGCCACGUAUACAGGGUUGAAGAGGGUACUUGUUGCUGCUGGUGUUGCAUUAAAGAUUACUGGUGCACAGAGAGUGUUCUUUUCCCAUCCUCACAGUAUAGGUCUCUUAGCAAAUGGAAGCUUGGUUGCCACUAACAAGGACCUAAGACAAAUAUUGCCUCUCAGCCACUCAACCUGUGCUCCAUUACUUCACAUGCGUGUUGUAGGAUCAUCAGUUACAAUAGUUGCACAUGAAACCAAUGUCUCUGGGGGCCACAUGAAGCCCUUGUUGACUUCUGAUGACGCUAUCGAGUUACUGUCAGACCAGUCUGAAGUGAGCGACAUGUCAGAUCGGUUGAUCUCAGCAUGUGCGUUCUGCUCAGUUAGUCCAAGGCUGCCUAGGCUUGAAAAACUCCUGAAGACUUGGUUCAGUGAGAGGAAUGGGUUCAACAGAACAAUGAACUUCUUCGAAGCUAGAGUGACGUCGAUGACCCUGGUAAAAUUCCGUUUGGAGCUCGAGAGGGACAUUACUGAAGAGGACGACAUCUGGGACGAUGUUCCAGAGUGGAAAACCUUGCCUGUGGUCCAGCGAAUCACGCUUGACGUCAUCGCUAGGGUUGAGGAAGAGGGAAGGCUCAAGGCUAUAUCGGUGAAGAAGGUGAGGAAAUCUUUACAGAUAGCAGACGCUACUUCGUGGAGCAGCCUGACUUCGAACGUCUCCUUCGCUGACUUCACGUCGUUGGUUCUGCCGCCUGAUCCAUUGUCACUGGAUGUAAAGUGGUAACAGUUUCUUCUUGUUUAUUUACUUCUGUUAGUGAUAGGGGCUGAUAGGAAAUUGCACAUAUACAUCAAUUCCGUGUAUAAUUGUCGGGCCGGAAGUGUACCUGCAAAUGUGGUUUGUCUGUAACGCAAUGUUGAAAUUUUGUACUGUUCUUGACUACGUUGCUGCCUUUUGUCCGGACCACAGUGGGGUGGUUGAUUUGAGCUCAUUACCUGAAGUUGCAGAUA
Messenger RNA from Aegilops tauschii subsp. strangulata, 1650 nucleotides. Its product is annotated as protein TUNICAMYCIN INDUCED 1. The record is from RefSeq and is a predicted model, not a curated record. NCBI's taxonomy places the organism in Eukaryota, Viridiplantae, Streptophyta, Magnoliopsida, Poales, Poaceae.